Hyalella azteca is the source of this 2979-nucleotide messenger RNA. RefSeq lists its product as uncharacterized. Lineage: Eukaryota; Metazoa; Arthropoda; Malacostraca; Amphipoda; Hyalellidae. Gene Ontology annotation, biological process: protein dephosphorylation. The record is from RefSeq and is a predicted model, not a curated record. The coding region runs from base 1 to 1602 and encodes 533 amino acids. The transcript is spliced from 8 exons. Gene Ontology annotation, molecular function: polynucleotide 5'-phosphatase activity; protein tyrosine/serine/threonine phosphatase activity.
AUGCGACCUCUGCCUCAUUGUCCUUACCUCAUGAAUCCUACCUUAUUGUCCUUAACUUCAGUCAACGUGACUUGUCCUUACCUUCAGUCAGCGCGACUUGUCCUUACCUUCAGUCAACGCGAUUUGUCCUUACCUUCAGUCAACGCGACUUGUCCUUACCUUCAGUCAACGCGACUUGUCCUUACCUUCAGUCAACGCGACUUUUCCUUACCUUCAGUCAACGCGACUUGUCCUUACCUUCAGUCAACGCGACUUGUCCUUACCUUCAGUCAACGCGACUUGUCCUUACCUUCAAAAUAUAAUCAGCAUGGAGCGAACUUCUCCGUACGAGAACUCACCGACUACUGCGCUGACCUGGGCUACGUUGUCGACCUCACCAACACCUCCAAAUAUUACAACCCUCAGGACUUGCUCGAUCUGAACAUCGGGUACCGCAAGAUCUACACGGAAGGCCACGUCGUGCCGAGCCAGAGCGUCGUCAGGCAGUUCAUCGACUCUGUGAAUGAUUUCUUCGAGCGCAAUCCAGAUAACGACAAACUGGUAGGAGUUCACUGCACUCAUGGCGUCAAUAGAACGGGCUACCUCGUAUGCAGAUACAUGAUCCAGGUCAUGGACAUGGCACCUGAUCAGGCCAUUGCAGAUUUCGAUAGUGCGCGUGGCCACGUUCAGGAACGUAAGAACUACACUGAUAACUUACGUAAAGCUUUGUGGAUCAACGAAGACCCCAGCUCUUACAAGAUCGUUCUGAACCGCACGAACGGCCAAGGUGGCUGGAAAAACGGAGUGUGGAUUAAAAAUCUACAACCAAGUGAGACACCAAAUUACGAAAUACCUCUCACCUCGAAAUCUCACACUCCGAAUUCUCGGCGCUCGAGUUACGACGGUUACAAUUCGCGCGCGGAUCGCGAUAAUGAUUGGCGACGACCGCGAAAUUCAUAUAACGACGAUGCAAACGCAACUCCGUCACCGAUGAACGGACGUUCCUCGAGGAGAUGGACCCCGCGUGCCCGUGACGACGCUGAAGCUUGGCACGUCACCCCCAACAACUCGUCUCGUACGUCGGACGAGGAAGAUACCACACCUCGUGGUAAAAAAAGGCAUUUGGAACGCAGCGAGAGCGUGUCGUCUCGCCGGGGGCCCUGGAUGCCCCCCUGCGACCCCGACACCGCAGAGCCUCCUCGUCUGCGGUUCAAGCGCGCCCCUAGCGACACCCGCUACGCCAGCGCCAGCCAGCAGCGCUACGACCCUUACUUCUACCAGCAGCGCGAGGGCGGCGGACCAACCCGAACUGAACGACCGAUUCCGUCGCCUCGGGACGGACGACGUCGUGUCAAGCAGUACGCCGGUCCCCGAAAAUAUGAAAGUCCAAGAGAAAAUAAUGAAGACAAAAGCUUGUUAGGUUUAGAGAAUCAUGAGCCUUUAACUUUCCCCGAUGAUCGUCCGCCUCGCAGAGGGUUCCUAGGGAGCAGUGCGGGAGUAGGGAGUCGCGGUCACGGUCGGGAUCCUAGAAGUCCCGGGGUUUCAGAUGAUGUUUUUAGUCCAGAAAACACGCCUCGUGGCGGUAGCAAGCGCAAAAAAGCGGCCAGAUAUGAACCUUAUUAGAGGCGAACUUGGAUUUAGUAUUGGUCUUGUGAUUUUACGCAUCUUGUUGAAACAAUUUAGGUAGAAUUAGAUCGGACAAGCUGUGAAUUCCGAACAGGAAAUUAUUGUCAAUGACGAGCAUAAUGAGAAGGAGAAUUUUUUUUUCUGAGGCCUUGGCGAGAACGAAUUAACUUUGUUCACUUCUGUUGAUUAAUUGAUUACCUUCGUUGGGAGAAAUCGCCAUUGUCCACCAAAAUGCCUGAGGUACUCAGGUCUAUGUUAUUCUGUGAUUUCUUGUGUAAACUUUCAUGAUUACACAAAGUGGCUUCCAACGACGAGAAUUCUUAUGGUUCUAUACUUUUAUCUCGAUUUCCAUGUCUACAGAUAGGUACUUUGGCCUUUAUUUCCAUGGUUAUUGGUACUGGAUCAACUUCAGGGCUGGAUCGCCAGAUAUUAUUAGCCUGACAUCUACCUUUAAUGAUGUUGUUUUCCUAUCAAUUGUGGAUUGCAUACUUUUUUAUCAAUUGUGGAUAAAUUGCGCAAUAAUUUAAAUGACACGUAUUUAAUUUUUUAGCACUGGUUAUUCAUGUUUCUUCAAACAUACGACGACUCUAUCGUUGCGACAUGUCUAGAUGAACCUGCACUUGAGUCGCCAGCAGCUUUGGUAGCUUUUUAUUUGUCUUAACUGCAGCUUCCGUAGCAGAUUGAUUUCUUUAGGAGUUCUUCUCUAGGGUUUAUUAAGGGGUAUUUACUUAAGAAAAGGGUUUUGUAGGGUAUUAUUCUUAGAGAAUGAAAUCCGUACUUUGUUUAUUCACAGUUUAUGUGAAUGUGAUUCUUAUCAUGGCGUUAUAAGCAUGUACGUAAUUUCUUAUUUUAAUCCUUAAUUUUGUUAUUUCAAGUAACAUGUGCAUUAGUCUUCAAAGACUUUUAUGUAAGUUUUCCUGUUGAACUUCAUGUCUUCCGUUUGACCUUCAUGCUUCUAUUCAUGUAACCUUGUAUAAUCAUUCUGUUCAUAACCUUGUAUAAUCAUUCUGUUCAUACCCGUAUAUAAUCAUUCUGUUUAUAACCGUAUAUAAGCUUCCAUGUUUUCAGUGCGCUAUUAACUCCGUACUAGAAGAAUUUAUCGGUCUGGCCAUAUUAUCCAAGUUUUGACCCACUUUCAAACCCACAGCACGAGCAGGGAGCUUACGUAGCACUGAUACGCUCAUUUGCUGGGCCAAACUGGGUCAGGAUAACUCACGCGAUGGCGAAAAGUUCAUCGCUAUUUGGACAAAUGACCUUUUAUUUCUUCCAGUGCUUAUAUUUAAUCGUCAAUAUAUGCUCAUUGGGUGCCUUUGUUGCCAACAAUACGAUGCUGUGAUGCUAUAAUCUUCUUCUGAAUUAAACAUGACCCAUCAA